AUCGAGUGUACGAAACUAGCAAUCUCUCAACUAUGCUCGCUCACAGAUGUGAAAUGCAUGGACACCUGCACAAACCCAGAACUCGAGGCGAAAGAUUGCACCAUGUGUGGAACAGAAAUGUACACGACGCAGCGGAUAUCUGAUUUAAAAUGUGGACGCCCAAUCCGAGACCGCACUAAGGUGGUAUCUAUUGCUGGUGUGGUUGGGGGUGGUGUUGCAUUUUUGGCGUUCAUUUUGCGAAUGAUGGCAAGAUUGCCGUUUUUUAAUGGCGGCCCAUUUGGUAUGGACGAUGUGAUGAUAAUUGUAGCAAUGAUCUUCACUAUCCCCUUCACCGUUUUCUCGGUAUUCAUCGCAAACGCCGGCCUCGGGAAAGACAUAUGGCACGUUGAUUUCGAUGAUAUUACAAAAGUUCUUUACAUCUACUAUUGGGACGAGUGGAUUUACUUCUCGGCUAUCGUUCCGACAAAAAUGUCCCUUCACUUCUUUUAUCUUCGCAUUUUCCCAAAAAAGAGUUUCAGGAUAGCAAUAUAUAUCGUCAUGGGCAUCACUCUGGCAUACGGUAUCGUGUUCAUCCUCGUAUCCGUAUUCCAGUGCUCUCCUAUUAAAACUGCAUGGCUCCGGUGGGAUGGCACUGCGCCAGGCCACUGCAAUAAUAUCAACUUGCAGGGCUGGACAAGUGCGGCGAUCAAUAUUGUCUUGGACUUCGUUACGUUGGCUCUCCCUUUAAGAGAGUUAUCCCAAAUGGACCUCUGGCGCAAAAAGAAGAUCCACAUAUGUAUCAUGUUCAGUGUCGGUUCUUUCGUCACAAUCGUUAGCAUUCUCCACGGUCCAAUCACUACUCAAAUUUGCUAA
This is a messenger RNA of Histoplasma mississippiense, 852 nucleotides long. RefSeq lists its product with no specific name. The annotation marks the transcript as partial. NCBI's taxonomy places the organism in Eukaryota, Fungi, Ascomycota, Eurotiomycetes, Onygenales, Ajellomycetaceae. The record is from RefSeq and is a predicted model, not a curated record. The transcript is spliced from 6 exons.